Molecule: messenger RNA, 6149 nt
Organism: Hydractinia symbiolongicarpus
Lineage: Eukaryota; Metazoa; Cnidaria; Hydrozoa; Anthoathecata; Hydractiniidae
Exons: 17
Coding region: 235-5406 (1723 amino acids)
Biological process (GO): regulation of gene expression
Cellular component (GO): nucleus
Molecular function (GO): methyltransferase activity
Source: RefSeq, a predicted model, not a curated record
AAGUUUGGUGAAAGUGCUUGGUGGCUGAGUGGUUUAAUUUCCUGCUUAGAAAGCAGAGAUGUCCCAGUAAACAGUAAAGUGUAAAACAUAAAUAUAGGUGUAAUAAAUGUGCAGAGAUUCAACUUACAUAAACAUUAUCUAACUUUCUAUGAGCACAGCAACAAGAAAGAGUUUUUUAAGUUAGGGAUAACUUAAAUGAACUUAUUCUAAUUCUUCUUUGUUUAGAUAUAAAAAAUGAAAACUAAGAAAUUAAAAAGAGAUGAAAAUAGAAGUGGUGACAGGUUAUCAACAUCGCCACAUAAUUCCAACAGAACAAUUAUACCACCAGUGAACCGGCACUUUUUAAAAGUACACAAACGUAGAAUUGAAAGAGGAAGUUUAUUUGAAACUGUUUAUAAAGCUAGACAUCUCAUUUCUGUGUCAAUUAAUAAUUCAAAGUGUAAAACAAAGUCUCAGAGUAUUGCAUUACCUAGAAAGGCAAUUACGAAAUCACAGAAAGAAAAUAAAGAGUCUCAAAACAGCAAUCCUUUAAAAAAGAAGAAAAAGCCGCAAUCUCACCUAAAGAGGAUCAAUGUUAGUUCUGUUAAGAAAAAACUGCCUGGCUCACUGAGUAAGAGAGAGUAUGCAAAAAAAGUUUGCAAAGCAGUGUUGAGUAACACGAGUGGUAAAAGAAGCCUACGGCUUAAACUGAAAAUGGAAAGAUGUUCGAGGAAGCAAAACUAUGAAACAAGGUGUAAAUCUAAAGUUGAUUUGUUGAAAAACAAUAAAGAUUGUAUGUAUAAUCUGAGAAACCAGAUUCAAGAAUGUGUUCAUUCUAGUCCAUUUAAACAGAACUUAGAGAUUUCCAAUAUAUCACCAGAAGACCAUCAUUGCAUUGAUAAUUCUGAUAGAGAGUUAAUAGUACCACGAACUUGUGAUUUUGGGGUUUUAAAAUGUGAAAAUAAUGAUGCCAGCUGUUCUACUAGCAUCAUAAAAGAAGUUAUCAUUGGCGACAAAGAUGAUAAAAAAUCUAAAACACAAUCUUCACUGAUUCUGUUGCGUAACAAAGGAAAUGUACAAAAUAUAAUACCAAAUUUAUUUUCUACCAGUGUAAAGCAGAAAUCCUAUUUCCAUGUGGAGCCUAAGAAGAGCCAUGAAGAAUCUGACCAUUUGCCAGAAGGUUCACCAGUUUUAUCAUCCAAAAAGAGAUACACACACAUCAAGGAUGGUUAUUUCUUUGAUAAUUCCUUGCAUGGACACUCUGGUGACUUCAACACCAGCCCCCCGAAAGCUAAAUCAUCAGAUGAACAAAAUUAUUUUUACAGUUUGUGCGAUCCAAUGCUUACCUCAGCCGUUGAUGAUUGUGAACAAGAAAAAGAAACAUAUAUCCAGAAAACACAUCUUCAGCAGAAUAUACCAUCUUUCUAUCAGACAGGAAAUAUGACCACCGAUCUAAAUGUUACAAAAACUGAUGUUAGGAAAAACGAGCAGGAAGGAAUAAGACAUUUUGCAGAGGAAGUACAUAGUGGAAACCAAAGGGAAUUUAAAACUGCUCCAAAGUGUACUUCUGAUACUGAGCCUUCCCAUGACAUUUCUCCAAAAGCUCCAAUUGUUAACUUACCUCAAAUGAUGGAAAUUCAGCAGGAAAUUCGAAAUGUCACUGAAGUGCUGACUAAUGAUGAGGAUACAACACCAUAUGAGGACCUUGACUUUUCUCAAGAUAGUAAGCUAGACAGUAAUCAUAUUUCAUUUUCUAAUAUGCUGAAAGAAGCUUUAAAUGAACAAAUUGUAGACCCAGAGAAAAAGGCAGACAUUAAGACGGACAUGAUUAUUCAAACCUAUAUGUGUGAUCAUCCACAAAAUGAUGGACAUCUUAAGAAUGAAAAGCAUAGAGCUAAAAGAAUCACCAUGUACAAACGAAAGAGAACAAAACCCAAUGUAAAUAUAGACAAUUACAAAUUUAUUAUUGAAAAAGGAUGUCGUAAAGUAAUAUCUGUUAAAAGGAAAAAGACUUUCAGUACUGGUGACAUUGUAGUAGGAAAGUUCAAACAUAUGGGCUGGUGGUUUGGAGAAAUUAUUGAACAUACAGAAAAGCCUUUGAAAGGUCACCAUUUUGUGUUUUGGUAUGGUGAUCAUCAUAUACUUCAGAUACCAACAAAAUACCUAGAUGUGUAUACAAACUUUUCAAAAGUCUUUUCGAAACCUAAACUGGCGAAACGUAAAUACGAAGUUGCCACCAUGGAAUUUUUGGAAGAGAUAUACAAAAAGCUUAAUAUAAUCGACAUACACAAGGUUAUUGAGGAUGAAAUUAAUCAUAGUAGAUUUCACAUCCUUCUAGCUUGGGGUUUGGCAUCAUUUCCUGUUGUGGAAAAGAGUUCAUUGAAAAACAACCUAUGUGUAAUGUUUCAGAAUAAUCCAACUGAGAAAAAGGGAAAUUACACCCAUAUGGAAAGUAAUGAUAAAAUUGAAGAGAGAAAAAAAACAGAGACAGACAAUCCUGAGAAAGAAAGAGUAGAUACAAACGAAAUAAGCAAUAUGAAGGUACUUGGUGUUCCAUCUAACUCGGUUCAUCCCACUCGGAAUGUGCAUGAUAAAGAGCUGAGUAAGAAAAAACAGGAAAAGGGGACACCAGAAAUUAAGCAAGACACCCUCAUAAAAACUUCAUCUUUGAUAGGUUCUACCCAAGAGAAAACAAUUGUUCAAACCACUUUCAAAGUUACGAGAGAGGAAAAAGAAAACAUAAGUGGGAAAGCUGAUUUUGGUCAUUCAAGUGAAAUCAAUCAAAAUCUAACCUUAAAACAGAACUUUUUUUCGGAUCCUCCAACAAGAAGAAGCUUUGCAAAAGCCAUAGAUCAUUUUGCAAACAGAAAAAAGCCAGUGCUGGAAUAUACAAUAUUAAACAGAACAGAUGGCACAAAUGUGGUAGAAUGUAAAGAAAACAUUCUUAGUAAUCUAAAUUCUAAUGAAAAAAAUCUGAGCAGUGACAACAGUGUCAACAACCCCAAGGAUCCCAAAGAAAUUACAGUUACCUCUUAUGCAGAUGUUGUUACACCCCGCAUAAUCACUAAUGCAAGUGUUGAUAGAGCAAGUAUGAGUGAUAAAAGUAUAGAACAUGAAGAUUCUUGUUCUGAUGAUUCAGGCAUUAUUGAUAUCUCUUUGAGUAAAAGUGAUUUAUCAUAUGAGUCAUCUAGCUUGUCACAUUCUGGAUCAAAUGCGGAUGUCUCUGAAUUGUAUUCAUCUGUUGAUGAAAGCAUUUCCUCUCCAAAGAGAAAAACAAAAGAUGGAAUAACGUUGGAUUUUGAUUUGUUGUUUACACAUGCUUCUAAACGUCAAUGCUUUAUUAGUGCAGAGAAAAAGUUUACUUCACCAAAACGAAAACAGAGUGAAAGCGAUGGAAAAUUAAAAAGAAAACAGAGGGUCAAAGUGAGUGCACACUCAUCACCAUCAUUAGAUGUGGAAAUUAAGGAACGUAUGAAAGCAUUUGGAAGUUGGACAAAAAGUAUUGUCACAUCGAAAGUGUUGGAACAUUCUUCUGAUGACAGUAGCAAAAGAAAAAUUAGAGUUGGAGAUCUUGUUCUUGGGAAAUUGAAAGGUUUUGAUUGGUGGUUCGGAAAAGUUAUCACUUUUAGAAAAGCAAAAGAAUCGCCACCAUCAGAAGGAUGUUCGUGGGUAUAUUGGUAUGGUGAUCACAAAAAGUCAGAGAUGUUAACAGAUAGAUUAGAAUCACUGUCUUUAUUUCCACUUCGUUUUGCACCAAAAAAGAUGAAGGGUUUAUAUAGAAAAGCUGUGGAAGAAAUGCUAACUGAAGCUGCAUUUCGUUGUUCAAAAGACGAUUUACCUCUUGAUGAUGACAAACGACUACAAUGCUUAGUGGACUGGGCAUUGACUGGUUUUAAACCAAUGGGUGUAAAUGCGCUAUACUCUGUUGUAGAAGACACAGAGGGCAGCCACUCAUUGGAACAAAAAAGCAACAUAGAAUCAAGUAGAGAGUUGGAAAGCGGUGAAGGUGCGCUAUUAAAGGAUCGUGUGGGCCAAAUUCUUCAAUCACCAAUUCUUUCUGAUGGGAUCAAAGCAUUAUUCGAUCGAGUUCACAAGGGAAACUAUGACAUUGAGAAUCUCUGUCUUGGCUGUGGGGAUACAAAAGUCAUAACACAACAUCCAUUGUUUGAAGGUGGAUUAUGCAAAGAAUGCAAAGACAGUUUUAUUGAGCAUGCUUACUUGUAUGAUGAUGAUGGAUCACAAAUGUAUUGUACAAUUUGUAGUGAUGGCGAGCAAGUGAUAUUGUGUGAUAAAGUUGGUUGCUGUCGUUCGUACUGCCCAGUUUGUAUUGAUAUGCUUUGUGGUGCUGGAUACGCUGAAAAGUUAUCUAAAGAAGAUUCGUGGGAAUGUUUUAUGUGCUCUGGAAAGCCUAUGCGCAUCUUAAGACGAAGAGACGAUUGGCAAAAGAAACUUAAGGAUCUGUUUCAGGAUGAGAUGGGCAGUGAAGAUUAUGGCACAAUGACAUUUUAUGAUCCUAUACCAAUUGAAGAAAGGAAAGCCAUUCGUGUGUUGGCAUUGUUUGAUGGUAUUGGAACAGGCUUUCAUGUACUGAAAGAACUAGAUUUUGAUGUGGAACUUUAUAUAGCAUCUGAGAUUGAUGAAAAUGCCAAAACUGUUACCCUGGUUCAUUAUGGUGACAAAAUACGCCACGUUGGAGAUGUCUGCAAAAUAAGAGAGGAAGACAUCAAAGAGUGGGGACCGUUUGAUUUAGUGAUUGGAGGAAGUCCUUGCAAUGACUUAUCUAUUGCUAAUCCUUUGAGGAAAGGCAUAUAUGAUGGUACUGGACGUUUAUUUUUUGAAUUUUAUCGCAUUCUGCAAUAUGCCAAACCACAUCCAAUAGAAUCCCGGCCGUUUUUUUGGUUGUUUGAGAACGUUGUUGGAAUGCAACACGUAGACAGAGAAGUAAUCAAUCGAUUUUUAAAAUGUCAUCCAGUCGUCGUGAGUGCUAAGGAUGUUUCCGCUCAACACAGAACACGAUUUUUCUGGGGAAAUCUCCCUGGGAUGAACCGUUCCUUACGGCCAAUACCCACCGAUAAGGUGUUGUUACAAGAUUGCUUGGAGCCUGGUUGUGGUAGAGUUGCAAAGGUUGAUAAAGUGCGAUGUAUAACUACUAUGAGACAUAGCCUGCGACAAACUAAAAAAUCAAUUUUACCAGUUAAACUGACAAGAUCUGUUAAUGAUGAAAUAGAAGAUGGUUUGUGGCUCACAGAAAUCGAGAGAAUUUUUGGGUUCCCGGACCAUUACACAGAUGUAUGUAAUAUGGGACAACGACAGCGACAAAAACUUCUUGGAAAGGCGUGGAGUGUUCCUGUCAUACGACAUCUUUUUACGCCCUUAAAAGAUUAUUUUAGAACAAACAGCUCUCCGGAAAAGACAGCUGACGUGUGAUUAAACAUCCAAUGUCUAUUAUUUACUUUCGUUGGUAUGUACUUCAGAAAUUUUGAUGUUUAUUUUUUUUUAAAAAAAAGAGAUGUGAUAUUUAUGUUUUAAUUUUUGUUUCCUAAUAUGGGAAUUGAUGUGUCAAGUUUUUAUGGUUAUAUUGCUUUAUUUCUAUCAUUUUUAUGGUUGUUUUUCAUAGCACUUCUAAGAUUUUUAUUUUUAUUUUACUAGUUUUAAAAUUAUUUUUGCAGUGUCAUAGAUUUUUCUAUCAUUCUUGAAGAGUAAGUCCCAGUUUUUGUUGAUUGUUAUUUUGUUGGCAUCUGUGUGCAAUGGGAAUAGAGAAAAAAAACAGAAAAGUGAGUUUUGUUGUACAUUGAGUUUGUUCUUUGAUCCAGAUCAUUUGUUACAAUUUAAGGAGAACUAUACCAAACCAUAGUACUAGUUCGUAAAAGUUAUUGGUAAACUUUUUACCAGUAAAAUUAUCAGUAUAUUGAAAGUUCAUGUUUAUUUUAUCAAUAAUAUUGGUAGAUCGAAUUAUCACCAUAAUUUGUUUUUGAUUUUUAGGUAGUUUUAAAUAUUACUAAGAUGAGGAUUUUAAAAGCAAAAAUGAAAAUUUUAUUUUAACGAAAGUUAGUUCAGAUGUAAUGUUAUUUCCCUCUGGAAAAGAUAUUUCAAUUUGUUGUGUUUUCUCUUUACCACCUUUAGACAACUGAAUGUAAAUUAUUUUGUAUGUAACACACUUGGAUAUAAAC